GGAUAACUACCGCUCCGGUGCGGGACAGCGUCACUUGUCUACCCACCUUCACAACGGGAAAAUGUUGAACUUUACACGGCUGAUUCUCGCCCUUGUCUGUGUUGCCGUUUUGGCACGGGGAGCGAGUCUCCCUGACGGCACCACCGAGGCUGACUGUUCCCAGUACAACUUGCCCAUGUGCCCCCGCAACUACGAGCCAGUGUGUGGAAGCGACGGCACCAACUACUCUAAUGAAUGCAUGCUGUGCUUUGAAAACAUGGAGCAGAAGAGUAACAUUCACAUCAGGAGUAAAGGGGAGUGCUGAACCAAACAUGGCCGUCUCAGUGACACACCAGGCCUUCAACAUUACUUUGAACCAUUUCCUGUUGCCUUGUCAAAAACAAUGACAUUUUUAUUUUUGCGUUCUAAAUACUAAGGGGUCAGUAAACAACCUGUCAAGUGACUCAAUAUCGUUUGAACCAGUUCCUCACCACCUGCUUUCUUUUCCAAACCGUAUGGGCUUCCUGUCUGUCGUAGAGGACUUAACCCUUCACUACCUAGUCUUUUAAGACUUGUGUAGUGUACUUGUUGGUAAAAUGGUAUUUUAAAUGGUAUAGUCUUCAUGUGUAUGUUACUUGCCUACCUUUUUAAUCUGUAAUUAAAACUAUUUUAGCCAAGUA
Messenger RNA from Oncorhynchus nerka (sockeye salmon), 659 nucleotides. RefSeq names its product trypsin inhibitor ClTI-1-like. The record is from RefSeq and is a predicted model, not a curated record. Gene Ontology annotation, molecular function: serine-type endopeptidase inhibitor activity; protein binding. The transcript has 4 exons. Bases 62 to 304 code for a protein of 80 amino acids. Lineage: Eukaryota; Metazoa; Chordata; Actinopteri; Salmoniformes; Salmonidae.